AAUCAUCAGCGACGAACUGUAGAAAUAUCUCCCUCUCCCUCUCCCGCUUGCCCAUCCAUAUAUAUUCACAGAAGCCGCAGAGGCCUAAAGUCAGGGGAGACGGGGACAACCCUAACAAAGUACCUGGAACUCCGUUAGCCCGAGGCGGGCGAGAGUCCGCUUCGUUCAUCGAGCAUCAUCAUCUCGCCAGCGUCUUUUCUGGGUCGUGCUCGGUCUCCUCGCUGCGUGAGCGGGUAAUGAUUGCUCCUUUGUCCGAACACCAAGCAAGAACUCUCCUCCCCCAUCAUAAUCGUCAAUCAUCUUCAUCCCGAGCCCACCCCCGAGGCUUUUCAAGAGGGAGGAGGAACAAAACAGAGAGGAGAUCUGGGACCUCAGAAAUAUAUCCUCUCGUGCUUCAACUCAAUGCCAUUUAUGAUGGCUGCUGACCUACAUCGAGCGCAGUUAUUGCUCCCUCCCUCCCCCUCCUCCUCCUCUCUGUUUGCCCCCGAGCCCCGCUCCCUAUCUUCCGCGGAGAACAACCGCGGGCCGUACGGGGAUCGCCGCCGCUCCGGGUCGAGCAGUCCGUCCAUGUCCGGUUCGGGGAUGACCACGCCGUCCGGGUCCGAAGUGACGACGGAGAGCAGCUACGAGGACGACGACGACUAUAUGGCCGAGCUGACCCGCCAGAUGGCUCAGCGCAUGCUUCAAGAGGACGACGACGACGACAUCGAUCGCUCUGUUCUGAGCCAGGCCUGGGGUUUGGCCGGUUCGCCUCCAUCGACGCUCUGGUCGGCUUUUGCUGCGAACCAGAGCAGCAAAAAUGCCUCAUUUCCAGAGAGCGACCGUGCGUGGGACAUCUCGCAGGAUCUCUCCGACCAGUUCGAGAAGAUGAUGAGCCUCGACGAGCAAGAGCCUCAAAAUCACAACUUUCGCCAGAACCUUUGCGAUCCUGCUGCUCUGGACAACGCAAGUUCGGUCCAUCCCUCAAGUCAAGCUCUUUCAAACGGUGAAAUCAUGGCCAGCGAAUUCGAUCGGGUCCAACUGGAGCGGGUCGGGAAGCAAACGCGGCCCAAGAACCGGAAAAAGCGGGGCGGCAACGGGGGUGCGGCCACGGCCACGGCCACGGCAAGGGCCGCGCCGUCUCCUUCGCCGAUGACCCAGCGGCAGGCCCAGCGACAGGAGUUUCGGCGAGCGGGUUCGUCGGGCAUGAGAGCUGUAUUCCUGGGUGGGUCCGGUUCGGGAAACGGGUCGAGCGGGACUGGCGUGUUCUUGCCCCGUGGGGCGGGCAACGACCCUCCCGAAUCGCGCAAGAAAACGAGAUGCUCAACAGUUCUGAUACCAGCUAGAGUUGCUCAUGCCUUGAUGGUCCACCACGACAAGAUGGGCACCCAGUCGCGGCCGAGCGUUGGUUACUUUCCUCCGAAGCAUGAUGCUGCCACGAGUGGGAGAAGUACUGGCCCGUCUCUCCAGCAGAAGUGCCAAUCCGAGGCGGUGGCACCAGACCCAAACCAAGGCGAUAUAGACCUGCCUCACGAGUGGAUGUAUUGAAGUAAUCGUCUUCUAGUCCCAAACCUGUGGGAAGUUCCUUUCAGCUAAAGAACAGUAGACGAUGGUUUUUAGAAUAGAAUACAGAAUAAAGGAGUGAAACGAAAGACAAAAAGCCUCCUUCUUUUAGUCAUUUAGUGGGAACCGAUGGAUGAUGCAGGCAGAGCAGAUGAAGAAGAAAGCGACAAGCUCGUGAAGGAUAUAGUCUGUGCGAAUGCAAUAUGAUAGUGGUUGCUGUCAAAACAGUGGAGGAGGAAGUUAGGUGUAAAUAAUUGAGUGAAAAGGCUCGAAAUGAGGCUUUUUGUCUGACUGCUUGGCUGGAUCGCCAACGAACCAGUGCCUGGGAUGCUGUUUUUCUAUGAAGUUGCCCUUGAAUAAAUUAUUUAUGUGCUGGUGAUGGA
This is a messenger RNA of Eucalyptus grandis, 1925 nucleotides long. RefSeq lists its product as uncharacterized. The record is from RefSeq and is a predicted model, not a curated record. Lineage: Eukaryota; Viridiplantae; Streptophyta; Magnoliopsida; Myrtales; Myrtaceae. The transcript is spliced from 6 exons. The coding region runs from base 403 to 1527 and encodes 374 amino acids.